Messenger RNA from Solanum pennellii, 1330 nucleotides. Its product is annotated as iridoid synthase CYC2-like. Lineage: Eukaryota; Viridiplantae; Streptophyta; Magnoliopsida; Solanales; Solanaceae. The transcript is spliced from 2 exons. The record is from RefSeq and is a predicted model, not a curated record. The coding region runs from base 113 to 1291 and encodes 392 amino acids.
UUCAUGUUUACUCCACUAAGAAGAAAUAGUCCUUAUAAAGUGAUUCAAAUUUUGUACAACCAACACCUAAUUAACGAGUUCAUACUUUUGCCUAUCAGCACACUUUCUUAGAAUGAACUGGUGGUUGUCAAGAUCUAUCCAUAAUGCACAGCAGAAAAAUGUUGAUUAUCGCGGAACACAUGAAAAUGUUGGCCUUAUUAUUGGAGUGACUGGUGUUGUUGGCAACAGUUUGGCUGGAACACUCUCCUCCACUGACACCCCAGGCGGCCCGUGGAAGAUCUACGGUGUGUCAAGACGAGGGAUGCCAGUCUGUAGCAUUGCUAAAGUCACCUACAUUCAAUGCGAUGUCUCUAAAUCAACUGAUGUACAAGCCAAAUUAUCGACCCUAAAAGAUGUGACACACAUUUUUUGGGUGACUUCGGCUUUUGACCUUUCCACUUCCAAAUGUUGUGAAAUCAAUGGAACAAUGUUUCGUAAUGUCCUCACUUGUGUCAUACUAAAUGCACCUAAUUUACGCCACAUCUGUCUCCAGACGGGCGGGAUGCAUUAUAUGGAAAUUCACAGAUCAAUUGAUGGGAAACUCUGUGUAACUUCUCAUGAUCCGCCUUUCCAUGAAGACAUGAAAAGAUUGGAAAACAUUCACAACUUCUACUACACGUUAGAAGAUGUAUUAUUCGAUGAAGUAUCCAGAAAACCAACCCUAACAUGGUCCGUCCAUAGACCUGAUUUGAUUUUCGGGUUUUCACCUUAUAGCACGUUGAACAUCAUUGGAACACUUUGUGUAUACGCAACAAUAUGCAAAUUCAUACACAUUCCGAUGAAAUUUCCAGGUACAGAAGCUGUUUGGGAUAGUUAUUCGAAUGCAUCAGAUGCUAAUUUGGUGGCAGAGCAUCAAAUUUGGGCAGCAAUGUGUGCACAGGGGAAAAACAGGGCAUUCAACAUUACUAACGGUGAUGUGUUCAAAUGGAAGCAUUUGUGGAAGGUAUUGGCUGAAGAAAUUGGAGUUGAAUAUGUGGAAUUCAACGCGACGGAGAAGAUUAUUUCAUUGUCUGAGAUGAUGAAGGAUAAGGGGCCUGUGUGGGAUAAGAUUGUGAAAGACAAUAAGUUGAUUUCGACAAAGUUAGAAGAGGUUGGAUUGUGGGGUUUUGCAGAUAUGUUACUUGGUGGAGGGACUUGUAGGUUGAGCAGUGUAAAUCGUAGCAAAGAGAAUGGUUUCAUUGGCUUUAGGAAUUCAAUCAAUUCCUUCAUUUUCUGGAUUCACAAGGCAAAACAUAAUAGAUUAAUUCCAUGAACUUUGUCUUUUCACUUAUCAUUUUAUUAAAAAAAUUUG